Messenger RNA from Dicentrarchus labrax (European seabass), 3828 nucleotides. It is a transcript of the gene atrip, whose product is annotated as ATR interacting protein. The transcript has 17 exons. The record is from RefSeq and is a predicted model, not a curated record. Bases 312 to 2732 code for a protein of 806 amino acids. Gene Ontology annotation, biological process: DNA damage checkpoint signaling; DNA repair. Lineage: Eukaryota; Metazoa; Chordata; Actinopteri; Moronidae.
UUGGUCCGAUUAUCAGCGGCACCGGAGCAGGGUCGAACAACACACUUUACCCUGACAACUUUAACUUCAUGUUAUUUAGCUCCUGUCUGACUAUUUAACCCAUUUUGACCGCUUAAUUUAGUCCCGAGGCCCCGCCCGAAGGACCGCCAUCAUUAGACAUCUGUAAUGUCGGUUUCAUGAAGCGUUAACUGACAUUUAAACACUGUUGUGACGGACAGAGCCGCGUUAGCUCAGCCGUUUGAAUCACAGCUAACGUCUUCUCAGCUAACAGCUAACAGGAGCGACAGCAGCAGCGGCGGCGGCUCUCAAGCAUGAACUGCCCCCCCACCAAGCGUCUACGAGGUCUGAACCAGGAUGUAGCCACAGCGAUGGCCUUUGAUGACCCAUUCGGAGACGACGAGGACUUCACCCAGGACGACUUGGAUGAGAUUGAUGUCAUCGCCUCACAGGCCUUCACCUCAACUGCUGCAUCUGGGCUUGGAUCUAAACCAGGAUCUAAACCAGGAGUUAAACCAGUGGAACUUUCCAGCGGGCCAUCCUGGGCUGCAGGGCAGAGCAAAUCUGUGAGCAGAGCCACAAACAAUCAGAGCAGAGAGAACACGUUUAGGUUCAGUAGCAGCAACAGAGGGAAUGCUGGGAUACCAAGCAGAGAGCCUCUCGGUAACAAGCAGCAGCACUUUGGGUCAGACAGAGAGGACUCCUACGGUCUGCUGGAGGCUCAGCAUGCAGAGCUAAAGAGGAAGCUGAAGGAGGUGGAGGAAGAGAUUGUGUUGAAGAGCGGGGAGAUCCGGGUUCUGAGGGACUCUCUGAAAGGUGCUCAGCAGGAGAAGGAGGCCCAGAGACAGAACCAGAUCCUGCUGGAGACUCAGAGACAGAGAGAGCAGAGCGAGAGGGAGAAGGAGCUCAACAAGAAGGUUCAAUCUUUGCAGUCAGAGCUGCAGUUUAAAGAAGCAGAGAUCAAUGAGAUAAAGACCAAACUGCACAGUUCAGACAGAAAUAAGAUGGCCUCCCCACUGCGUAGAAACAGUCCUAAAGUGCUGAGCAGUCUCGCCCAGUUGCAUCAUGGGAGCGGCAGCAGCUCCUCUUCUCCAACAGGAAAUGGUUUCAUCACCAAGGAGACGUUUGGGGCCCACUUACCGUGCAGAACAACUCCAGUGAAGACACGGAGAGAUGGUGGAAACAGAGGGUCGUCUGGCAGCAGAUCUGAUGACAGACAGGAGGUGUCCCGUCCAGACCCCUUCCUGUCUGUCAGACCUGCACACCUGCAGCCCCGAGGUGGCGUCCUGCUCGGGUUGUUGUUGCAGCAGCCGUUGUCUCCUAGUAGCCUUGGCCUCUCUCACCUGCUGUCUAUGAGUCUGACUGACAUCAACCUGACAUCCAGCAGCCUGUCAGCAGGUUUUCUCAUCCACUCUGAUGCUGCAGUCGGUGGCGGUGAAGGUGGAGCUCCCAGAGCUGCUCUCAGUCCGGUCCAGAGUCUUGCUGUAACUGGACUCAACAUGCUGAGUCAGAGCCGACCAGAAGCUGCAGCCACUAGCAGAAACAAAAGGUCGUGUCCUGGAGCUGUCCUCAUCCUCCCUCUGUUGGACCUUCACCUGUCUCGCCUCUGUCAGGCUCUGGACACUCUAAGUUCCACGUCUGCUGGUGGUUCAAACUCUGCUGCUGCCACCUCGCUCCCAGCAGGCCAUGCUGCUCCCACUGCUGGACUAGGGAGACUGGAGGAGGCUGAUUUAACUGGUUUCAGCAUGGAGGACACUGGUUUGGCUGCUCUGAGGCUCCUCUACCUGGUGCUCGCCCACAGUGACGAGGCGGUCAAGGCUGUGUUGUUGAAGGAAAGUCAGAACAGAGUUACAGACAAAAAGGCUGAGUGCUCUGCUGCAGGUGUGGGUCUGUGCUCCCAGAAUGCCUUGCUGCAGUCAGUGUUGCGGCUGUGUGAAGCCGGACUAGGCGACGGCGACAGCUCACAGAAGGAGGAGCUUGUUCUCAAUGCAAUGAAGACUCUGUGUGUCCUAAUUGAGAGGACACCACAAACGCACACUGACAGGUUGCAGUGUGUGUUGCAGGUGGUGUGUGUGUGUUUGUCAGCAGACAGCAGGUUGCAGACAGUUUCAGAGUGUGUGUCUGUCCUUACGUCCAUGUCUGACCACCAGACACUGGCUCAGCAGCUCUGCUCCCAGCACGACCCGUGUGUUUUCCUGAAGUUGUUCCAGUUCAUCAGAAACAGAACAGACAACCAGGCAACACACACAGACUGGAUUCUGCUGGACCUGCAGGUGGUUCGUUUGCUGAACAGACUGAUGACUCAGAGAGUAGAGAGCUGGACCACAAACCAGCACAGCACCUGUCAGUGUCACACUGAGUUGGUUCAGACAGUGGUGAUUGUUUUCCAUCGUCAGUGGUUGGAUCUUCGUGGUUCUCAGGAGCCGACGGACUCAACAGGCCAGGCCCCGCCCCCCCAGCAGUGCCCCGCCCCUUCGUUGCCAUGGUGGCGUAGCCCAGCGGCAUCUCUUCUCAGAGAGUGUCUACUGCUGCUGCACUGGCUGCUGCUGCAUCACGGCAGCUUCUCAGAGAGCUGCAGGCCACUGCUGCACAUGUACGACCAGGUGAUCCCCGCUGUACGAGACACGCUGAGGAAGAUCCCAGAGCUGAGCGAGAGCGAGGAGAUGGCGUUGGAGGAGAUCUGCCGCUCUGAGGGCGACGACACUGAUGACAUGGACACUGAUGCUGGCUCAUGAAUUGCUGCUGCCUCUGACUCCACCAGUGAACAUUGAGGAGACACGAAGGACAGUUUACUGACUGUUGAUUGGAUAUUUCACAAUGAGACGAGGACAGAACGGCAACUUUUCUGUAAAUUAAGUGGAUGAUGGAGAGAAAUGAAUGAUUAGAGUCUGACAGCGUCACAGAAUUUAUUCUGCUGUCUGAUGGGAUUUAACUAUAAGACAUUGAGGUGAGAAAUACUGCUGCUGUCAGAGUUCAUGUUUUGGAGGUAAUUUCUUUCCUUCAUCCUUAAUUACUGUGCAAAAGAAUAAAUUAAGAACAGAAUGAACAUAUUUAUGAAGAGACUUGUUAGAGAAUUUGUAAAAUCGAAAGAAUUGUGAGAGGGUUAGACGAGAAGAACAAUACCACUCAUAUCUGUCUGUUAAAUAUGAAGUGAGGGGGGAAGCAGUUAGUUACAGAAUCUGCCUACCAGCCACCUCUAAAACUCCCUAACUAACAUUUUAUAUUAGGGUGUGUUUAAUCUGCACAAAAACCAAAGCUUUAAAAUGUCUGUCUGCUGUUUUACGGUGGCUAUGUACCAGACUGUUUUUUGCAUCUUAGCAGUUGUCCAGCAACCGGUAGAGACGUCAGGAGCUUACUGGUCCUCGCCAAGGAAUAGUCCGGUAUAUAACGCCCCGGUCAACAGCAAGUAGUCAUUUUCACACUUUUUGUAUUGGACUGUGGGCACAGCAGUUUAAGAUAUUGCAUUUCUAAAAUUUUCUUUUUCUAACAGGUGUAAAUUGCCUGUAGUAUCUCCUCGCUGGUGGGUUUCAUUGCACUUACGACAACAAGCGUUUUUGCCGUCGACUUGAGUAAAACAUAAUGGCACUUUAGACCAUUUAAUUUUCUGAUGUGACACCAGCUCUGUCGUUACAUGGCUGCCUGCAUUGUGUACUGUUUGUCUGUCAGGCUUUCAUUUUGAAGCCUUCAGUGUUAGCGACCAUAAAGUAAACUGUUAAAGUAAAUUGACUUGUGGAAUGAAAUAUGAUAGAGACACAUUUGUACACUGAAUAACGUUAAAGACCACUUUAACAUGAAUUCUGUGUUUUAAUUAAAAAAUUUACUUAUUCAUAA